Molecule: messenger RNA, 2603 nt
Organism: Oncorhynchus masou masou (cherry salmon)
Lineage: Eukaryota; Metazoa; Chordata; Actinopteri; Salmoniformes; Salmonidae
Product: syntaxin-binding protein 6-like
Exons: 8
Coding region: 503-1246 (247 amino acids)
Biological process (GO): exocytosis; Golgi to plasma membrane transport
Cellular component (GO): exocyst; plasma membrane
Molecular function (GO): phosphatidylinositol-4,5-bisphosphate binding
Source: RefSeq, a predicted model, not a curated record
UUGGAAAAGUUGCUGUGAGGACCUGCUACUGCUCUUCUAUCGAGACAGCAGCUGUGGCGCGCUAGUAGUCUAGUACUGCGAGAGUUUGAGGCGCUCUGUCUUUCUUUGAAAUACGACUGUUGAACGAAAUUAGGCUACUUCUAUGUCAAAAAGGACAUGCUACCUUUUACUUUGAUUGGAUAACAGGAACGACUUUGCAAGUGAAAGUUCAUGGACUCACGUUGAUAUCCUUUGAGGCUUUGACGCUUGAACCACACGUGAAACAGUCGCCUAACAAGAAGGCCAUUUAUUUUGGGGAGCAGAAUGUUUCUGAAAUGAGAUUGGAGUGAUCUUUCUGACGCUGGGGACUGGAAAAGCACAGAGCUGUCGGAUGUAAUGGCCAUUUUUAUUUUAUUUUUUCCGGGACUGAUCUCACUGCUUUCGCAAUGUGAUUUCUGGAGGAGAGCUGACGAACUCCUCUCCAUCUACCCUCUCUCUCUCUGCGACUCUCCCCCUCCCCAAGAUGAGUGCCAAGUCAGCCAUCAACAAGGUGGUGUUCACGCCCCACGAUGAGAAGAUGCUUGCAGCCGUGCAGGUGAAGAGGAGGACCAAGAAGAAGAUCCCCUUCCUGGCUACUGGAGGACAGGGAGACUACAUGACCUUCAUCUGCCUUUCGGUGACUAAUAAGAAGCCUUCCCAUGUGUCCAUCACCAAGGUGAAGCAGUUCCCAGGUUCAUCGUCCUUCGCCAAGAGGUCAAUGUGGACCAUCGACCAGCUGAGACAGGUCAACGGCUGUGACCCCAACAAAGACUGUCCAGAGUUUGACUUGGCAUUUGACAAUGCCUUUGACCAGUGGGUGGCUGGCUCGGCCGGUGAAAAGUGCACCUUUAUCCAGAUCCUCCACCACACCUGCCAGCGCUACAGCUCUCAGAGCAAGCCAGAAUUUGUCAACUGUCAGUCCAAACUGCUGGGAGACGAUGAAACUGUAGAUUCAGUCGUUUUCCGUUGCAAGGUCUUUUUGAGCAGAAUGAGGAAAGAAGUUGUUUUAAACAGUCGACGCCAAGGUCGCCGGCUACUCUUAGAAGGUAACAGUAUACUCCACUCUGCAGCAGACAGUGUGACCAGUGCUGUACAGAAGGCCAGCCAGGCUCUGAACGAGCGAGGGGAGCGGUUAAGCCGGGCGGAGGAGAAAACAGGGGAGAUGAAGAACAGUGCUGAGCAGUUCUCAGUCACCGCACACAAGCUGGCCAUGAAGCACAAGUGUUAAACCAUUGCUAAGCCUUCGGGAGUAGGGGUCCGCCAAGAGCGCCAGACGCCAUUAAGGACGGAUUUCUGAUUUUAUUAUUCUUACAACUUUUAACAUGCUUAGUCUUGUUAACAACGGUAACAUUUACAUUUUGUGUUGUUGUGUAGCUACCUUGUUUCUAAUGAAGAAUAUAUGAUGAUGUUGAGGGGGGAGAGCUCAGGCAGUUAAGAGCAAAGGUUUCACAGCUUAACUCCUCUUUCACUGCCUCCAUUGCCCCCAAAGUACUCCAUGACUUUACGUAGGCAAACCAUGGAAAUGGUCACUGCCAUCCCCAACCUAGACAAACACACACACACACACACACAUUCCAGAUCUCUCUUCCCCCCCCCCCCCCCAAAAAAAAAGGAGCAGCUCUUCAACUCCGCUGUCUCUCUCAAAGAAGUAACUUUAUAUAUACAGUGCUGGAAAAGGAGAAUUUAACAAGACAGAAGAGAUUGGAUGACGUGACACAUGCGUAUCACAUGAUGGCUAUUUCCUGUACUUGGAGACAACAAUGUACAUCCCUGUAUGUGAACAUUAACUUGUUAAAAAAUGUUAGAUCUCUUUUGCCAUUUGACUAUUUGGCAUCACACUGUUGUAAAGGCUCAUUGGUGCAUUCAUUCAUUGCAGACAUAGUACUAGCCAAAUGUGUGACGGACAUGUUGCUUCAAAAACCUCCUGCUGGAAGACUAUAUUUCAACUAAGAUGGUAUGAAAUGUGCUGUUUUCCAACUAAAAAGUCUGAGUGACCAAGUGUUCAGGUGCAUGGUCUCUGUCAAAAGGUUGAAUGAAACCUACAGAGUAAAGACGAGCAUUUAGGCUUUACUUUUGGUAACAUUUCCGAAGGGUUAUUGAAGCACUUGGUUGUGAGGACAAGAUCAGACUGUUUAUUGUAAGGUGAAAGACUACAGUGCCAUUGUAAAUUAGCUUCAACUGUUGUUAACAAGCUUAUAAACCUGUAAAUUCAUUCUACCACAAUCUCUGAAAAUAAUAUUUCCAUUCUAACUUGGUCACAUCUUGUAAUUCUUGUUUAAUUGGGGUUUAUUAAAUGUUUUCUGUAAAACCGCUGACUAACACGUCUUCACUAGCGGCAUUGUACAGUAUUUGCGUCCAUUCACUGACUGUGUAACCGUGGCUUCAUCACAAACAAGUAACCACCCACAGUGUGGGUAUGUUUAUUACUUUUAGAUUCUAUAUGUCUUGCUGUUACAGUGCACGGACAACCUUACCUUGCAGAGCACUGUUAAGUUCUUAAUGAAAUUCUCGUUGCCUCAACUUCUAGUCUGCUUUAGUCCUAACAUUUUGGAUAUUCAUUGUUUUUAAUAAAAAUAUUGAAACUA